Messenger RNA from Plasmodium reichenowi, 456 nucleotides. RefSeq names its product 40S ribosomal protein S15, putative. The coding region runs from base 1 to 456 and encodes 151 amino acids. The transcript has a single exon. Gene Ontology annotation, molecular function: small ribosomal subunit rRNA binding; structural constituent of ribosome. Gene Ontology annotation, biological process: translation. Lineage: Eukaryota; Apicomplexa; Aconoidasida; Haemosporida; Plasmodiidae. Gene Ontology annotation, cellular component: nucleolus; ribosome; cytosolic small ribosomal subunit. The record is from RefSeq and is a predicted model, not a curated record.
AUGGGACGUAUGUACGGUAAAGGUAAAGGUAUAUCUAGUUCUACACUUCCAUAUAAAAGGAAACAACCAAGUUGGUUAAAACAAAAACCAUCAGAAAUUGAGGAUGCUAUAAUUAAGUUAGCUAAAAAAGGACAAACCCCAUCACAAAUAGGUGCCACCUUAAGAGAUAAUUAUGGUAUUCCACAGGUAAAAUCUGUUACCGGAAAUAAAAUUUUAAGAAUCUUAAGAGCUCAAGGUAUUGCUACUACUAUUCCUGAAGAUUUAUAUUUUUUAAUUAAAAAAGCUGUUUCUAUGAGAAAACAUCUUGAAAAGAACAAGAAAGAUAAAGAUUGCAAGUUCAGACUUAUUUUAACCGAAUCCAAAAUUCAUAGAAUAUCACGAUAUUAUAAAAGAAAAAAAUUAUUACCAUCUAACUGGAAAUACCAAUCAAGUACUGCUAGCGCUUUAAUUGCUUAA